AAGUUUUUACACGGCCCUCCAUUUAUUCCUUUUUCCUUUCCCCUCUCCUUGUAUUUAACUGUCCUCCCAUUCUCCCAUUUUCUUCAGCUUCAACCACACCAAUCACUCUCCCAAUUCAUUUUUCAACACAAAAGCACCUCCAAUUUCUUCAGAAAAGGAAAAUGAGCAGGCCGGGAGACUGGAAUUGCAGGUCCUGCCAGCACUUGAACUUUCAGAGGCGUGACUCGUGCCAACGCUGCGGGGACUCCAGGUCCGGUGACUUUGGCGGUUUCGGUGGGAGAGUCGGAUCGUCAUUUGGGUUCAGUACCGGGUCAGACGUCCGGCCCGGCGACUGGUAUUGCUCCGCCGGGAACUGCGGGGCUCACAACUUCGCCAGCCGUUCUAGCUGCUUCAAAUGUGGCGCUUUCAAGGAUGACAUUGGUGGUAGUGGUUUUGAUAGCGACAUUCCCCGCUCUAGAGGCUCAGGAUUUAGUGGCAAUCGAUCUGGAUGGAAAUCUGGGGAUUGGAUUUGCACCAGGUCUGGAUGCAACGAGCACAACUUUGCAAGCAGAAUGGAAUGCUUUAGAUGCAAUGCACCAAGGGACCUUGGAGGCAGAAUAUCAUACUAGAAACAGUACUUCAAUUUUGGGUAUUGCAGGCCACGAAGAGAAGAUCAAGUCAUAAAAUAUUUGCAUUUUCUUUGGGUGCUAGCUAGGGUUUUCUUAAGGUGAAAAAUAUGGUUUAAAAUUAACCCAUGUUCACUUUAGGAAAAUUCCCAAUUUAGGAUUAAUUUGUCAGGUUUUCGACUUCCCAGAAAAAAAAAAAAAAUUAUUGUUGUUGUUAUAGCAAUGUAGCCAUUUGUGGUGCUUCAGUUUCAAGUUACCAUUGCAUUUGUCUUUUUGGUUUUUAAGAGUUUGUUUAAUUAUUGUUUUGUUGCAUGGCUUUCUUAAAAGAAGAUAUUAUUCUCUUCUCUCAA
Molecule: messenger RNA, 955 nt
Organism: Mangifera indica (mango)
Lineage: Eukaryota; Viridiplantae; Streptophyta; Magnoliopsida; Sapindales; Anacardiaceae
Product: TATA-binding protein-associated factor 2N-like
Exons: 4
Coding region: 162-608 (148 amino acids)
Cellular component (GO): cytoplasm
Molecular function (GO): mRNA binding
Source: RefSeq, a predicted model, not a curated record